AGCAGCUGCUGAGUCAGCCCUGGGUUUCAGGAAGUCAGAUGACCUUUUCCCUCUGCCUGCUUUCUGCCUCUCUCUGCCCCAAGGUGGACACCAUGGACCCACUGAUGGCUUUCCUUUGCCUGUUGCCCCUGUACCCAGGCUUGGCUGCAGAGGCUCCCUCCUGCUCCCGGAAUGUGAAUAUCUCUGGUGGCACUUUCACCCUCAGCCAUGGCUGGGCCCCUGGGAGUGUCCUCACCUACUCCUGUCCCCUGGGCCGCUACCCGGUUCCAGCGUCACGGCUGUGCAAGAGCAACGGGCAGUGGCAGAGCCUGAGAUCCACCCAGCUGACAAAGGCAGUCUGCAAACCUGUUCGCUGUCCUGCUCCUGUUUCCUUUGAGAAUGGCAUGUUCACCCCGCGGCUGGGGUCCCACCCAGUGGGCGGCAACCUGAGCUUCCAGUGUGAGGACGGCCUCACCCUGCGAGGCUCACCUGUGCGGCAGUGUCGCCCCAACGGCAUGUGGGAUGGCGAGACGGCCGUGUGUGACAAUGGGGCUGGCCACUGCCCCAACCCCGGCAUCUCGGUGGGCGCCGUGCGGACGGGGUCCCGCUUUGGCCUUGGGGACAAAGUCAGCUACCGCUGCUCCUCAAAUCUGGUGCUGACUGGGUCGGCGGAGCGGGAGUGCCAGAGCAACGGGGCCUGGAGCGGGACGGAGCCCAUAUGCCGCCAGCCCUACUCUUAUGACUUUCCCGAGGAUGUGGCCCCCGCCCUGGGUACCUCGUUCUCCCACCUACUUGGAGCCACCAAUCCCACCCAGAAGAAAACAAAGGGCGUGGGCCGUAAAAUCCAUAUCCAGCGCUCUGGUCACCUGAACCUCUACCUUCUCCUGGACGCCUCUCAGAGCGUGGCCGAAGACGACUUUCAGAUCUUCAAGGAGAGCGCCAUUCUCAUGGUGGACAGGAUCUUCAGCUUUGAGAUCAAUGUUAGUGUCGCCAUCAUCACCUUUGCAUCCAAGCCCCAAGUCGUCAUGUCUGUUCUGUAUGACAACUCCCGGGAUGUGACCGAAGUGAUCAACAGUCUGAACAAUAUCAAUUAUAAAGACCAUGAAAACGGGACCGGGACAAACACCUAUGCAGCUUUAAACAGUGUCCAUAUCAUGAUGAAUAACCAGAUGCAACGCCUUGGAAUGAAGACGGCGGCCUGGCAGGAAAUCCGACACGCCAUCAUCCUUCUGACAGAUGGCAAGUCUAACAUGGGUGGCUCUCCCAAGCUGGCUGUUGACAAUAUCAGAGAGAUCUUGAACAUCAACCAGCAGAGGAGCGACUAUCUGGACAUUUAUGCCAUUGGGGUGGGUAAGCUGGAUGUGGACUGGAGAGAACUGAAUGAGCUGGGGUCCAAGAAGGAUGGGGAGAGACAUGCCUUCAUUCUGCAGGACACAGAAGCUCUGUACCAGGUCUUUGAGCACAUGCUGGAUGUCUCCCAGCUCACAGACACCAUCUGUGGGGUGGGGAACAUGUCAGCCAAUGCCUCUGUCCAGGAAAGGACACCGUGGCAUGUCACUAUUAAGCCUAGGAGCCAGGAGACCUGCCGGGGGGCCCUCAUCUCAGACCAAUGGGUCCUGACGGCCGCUCACUGCUUCCGCAAUGCUGAGAACAGCUCUCUGUGGAGAGUCAAUGUGGGGGAUCCUAACUCCCAGUGGGGCAAAGAUUUCAGUAUUGAGAAGGCGGUGAUCUCCUCGGGGUUUGAUGUCUUUGCCAAGAAGGAUCAGGGGAUCCGAGAGUUCUACGGUGAUGACAUUGCCCUGUUGAAGCUGGCCGAGAAAGUGAAGAUGUCCACCCAUGCCAGGCCCAUUUGCCUUCCCUGCACAGUGGAGGCCAAUCUAGCUCUGCGGAGACCCCCAGGCAGCACCUGCCGAGACCACGAGAGUGAACUUCUGAACAAACUGAGCAUUCCUGCUUAUUUUGUGUCCUUGAAUGGAAACAAAAUGAACAUUAACCUCAAGACAGGAACAGAGUGGAUAAGCUGUAUCAAGGCCGUCUCCCAAGACAAAACCACAUUCCCCGACUUGAAGGAUGUCAGAGAGGUGGUGACGGACCAGUUUCUAUGCAGUGGGAUGGAGAAGGAUGACAAUCCCUGCAGGGGAGAAUCUGGGGGAGCAGUUUUCCUUGAGCGGAGACACAGGUUUUUUCAGGUGGGCCUAGUGAGUUGGGGUCUCUACAAUCCCUGUGGCAAGAGCAAUAAAAACUCCCGCCAAAGGGCCCCCAAAGGCAAGAUACCACGAGAUUUUCACAUCAAUCUCUUUCGCCUACAGCCCUGGCUGAGGCAGCACCUGGAGGGUAUCCUGAAUUUUUUGCCCCUCUAAUUGUGGCCACUGAUCCCUCUGUUGUCCUGCCAGCACCUGCCAUCUGCCUGUCUCUUACCCUUGAACUUUCACCCUCAGACCCCAUCACCCACCCAUGCUCCCAGCUCCGACACCCCCCCCACACCAUGCAGCACAUCCAAGCUGGGGAAUCCCCAGGGGCACACCCUCGCCUUACUUGACUCACUCUCCUUUCACUCUCACGUGGAAUUUCCCAGUUAUGAAAUUAAUAAAAAUCGAUGAUUUCUUCA
Messenger RNA from Ailuropoda melanoleuca (giant panda), 2587 nucleotides. RefSeq names its product complement C2 (gene C2). The coding region runs from base 39 to 2339 and encodes 766 amino acids. Gene Ontology annotation, biological process: proteolysis; response to bacterium; complement activation. NCBI's taxonomy places the organism in Eukaryota, Metazoa, Chordata, Mammalia, Carnivora, Ursidae. The transcript is spliced from 18 exons. The record is from RefSeq and is a predicted model, not a curated record. Gene Ontology annotation, molecular function: serine-type endopeptidase activity. Gene Ontology annotation, cellular component: extracellular exosome; extracellular region.